GAGUAAACAGAGAGAGAAGCACAUGGCGGCUAAAUAAAUCCAGGAGACUGCAAUUAAGAAGUUUGCUGCUGCUGUUGUUUUAGAGCGAGGAGGAGUAACAUUCAGAGAGCCUCGCCGAGGAUCAAGGAGAUAAAUGGUGUGCAGCCACCUUUGCAUGGAGCUGAUAUACAGUAGAAGCAGAGGUGCGUGGUGGUGAGAAGAAAAACAGGUUCUACCCAACCAGAUUUUCACCUGUAAGAAGAGCCAGUGUCCUUGAUAUCCUGCUCUUGUCGAAUGAUGAGAUGUGGUGAAACAUCUUUGCUGUGCAACAUUACAACCAUGCCGGCUCUCUGAGGGAGCCAAGGAUGUGCAACAUGGUCUUCAGCCAUGACCUACAGCAGGGCUGUGCGCCUUGAGACUGGAGCUGGGAGAUGCCUCCUGGAAAAACACUGGGGAGAAGUAGAAUAUGCUGCAGGCUACGACUGAGGGUCAAGUGGUCGGCUUUGUGCAUCAUGGCUUGGAGUCUGCUGAGACACUCGGCUGGCAGCAUUCACAAACUCCAGCAGCAGGCGGCCUGUCCAUGUGAAUAUCAGGUGUUGCAGCGGCCACAACGCAGCAUAAUCCGGAGUAAAAUGGACACCAGAGCCUUGAGGAACCCGUACGCAGACUAUGAUGGGAGGCCUGAGUCCACACAAGCCCUGUUUGACUCCCAGGGCAGGCUCACACCAGAGUUUGCCCAGCGGCUGAGCAGCAAGGUUAGUGAGCUGUUGGCUGUCAUGGAAAACGGCCUGAAGUCUGCCGACCCGAGAGACUGCACCAGCUACACGGGCUGGACAGGUAUUGCAGUGCUCUACCUGCAUCUCCACAGUGUGUUCAGGGAGCCAUACUACCUGCAGAAGGCUUUGGACUAUGUCAGCCGCGGCCUCAAGUGUCUGACACGCCGCCAUGACGUCACCUUCCUGUGUGGGGACGCCGGGCCCCUGGCUGUGGCUGCAGUGGUCUACUAUCGCCUGCAGAGGCCACAGGAGGCUGACGAGUUCAUCAACAGACUGCUGCAGCUCCACCACAACGUGGUGAAGGGUUCAGGCGGUCUUCCAGAUGAGCUGCUCUAUGGUCGAAUGGGCUACCUGUACUCCCUUGUCUUCAUCAACCAGCAGCUGGGACAGGACAAGAUCCCACUGCAGUACCUACAGCAGAUCAGCGAGGUGGUGCUGGCAUCUGGCGAGAAUCUGUCUAGGAGAAUGCGGCUCCAGGACCAAAGCCCCCUGAUGUACGAGUGGUACCAGGAGCAGUAUGUCGGCGCCGCCCACGGCCUGGCUGGCAUCUACUACUACCUGAUGCAGCCAGGCUUUGUCUGCGGAGAAGAAAGAGUGCACAGGCUGGUGAGGCCCAGCGUUGACCACGUGUGCCGGCUCAGGUUCCCCUCAGGAAACUACCCUCCGUGCAUCGGCGAUGAUCGCGACCUGCUGGUGCACUGGUGCCACGGAUCGCCAGGGGUGAUCUACAUGCUCCUGCAGGCCUACAAGGUGUUCGGUGUGCCGCACUACCUGGAAAGCGCCUUGCAGUGUGGCGAGGUGGUGUGGCGCUGGGGUUUGCUAAAGAAAGGCUACGGGCUGUGCCACGGUGCAGCUGGCAAUGCCUACACCUUCCUGGCCCUCUACCGGCUAACACAGGAUCCCAAAUACCUUUACAGAGCCUGCUUGUUUGCAGAUUGGUGCAUGAACUACGGCAAACAUGGGUGCCGCACGCCAGACACUCCCUUCUCACUUUUUGAAGGCAUGGCAGGCACCAUCUACUUCUUGGCCGACCUUCUGCAGCCAAUGAAAUCCAGGUUCCCAGCGUUCGAGGUGUAAAGGUAUCCGCAGAAAGCCCUCCCUCACCCACACUAUGGGAAAGCACGAUAACAAGACGUCCCGCGCUGUUGCUUCUUCUCUCACACUCAUGCGUUCACCUCUGUAAAUGAUAUUCGGGCACUUGACAACUUCUUUGUCCCGCGGGGUCUUGUGUCAUUGACUCGAUGGUAUUUGCGUCACAGUGGCUGACUUUGACUAUUGCUUUGGACAGUGUGCCAUGUCUCACCUGCUCCUCUCCACUGAGGACUUGACAUCUUAUUAACAGAAUAAAUCCUAUACUCUCAGCUCGGCUGCCUAAUUAUCUCAAAGAUGUGUCAAAAGGAGGAGAGGGCUUCUCUAGCUUGGUAGUUUCUUUUCUGUACAUAAAUUAAAAGUAGUGCUUUAUAUGUAUAUGAUGUCUUGACUAAUGUUUCGUUAAAGAGGGAGGAAAAUAAUUUUGCAGUUUCAGAUGUAAUUUGUAUGAUAACUGUAAAGCUUUGGAGUGAAUGCUUUUUACAGGUCCUUAAGUUUCUGUUGUUUUGUAGGUUUCGUAUAAGAAAAAGGAACGUUUGCUUUAGUUUGCCUGUUUUGUAGAAAUUAUCUUUAACAGCAAAGCUUGUAAUGCUGUCAUAUACUUUUUCCCUUCACUAGUUCUUAGAUGUAAAAGACCUUUUUGAGCAUAAUGUGAAAUGGCAGCAAAUGCAUUGGUAAUGUAGAACAUGCAGCACUUCCUCUGGUUAAUAACAAUGUUAGGCCUGUUAACUAACUUUUCCUUGAGAUGCAUACAACGGCUUUCUGUCUUUCUCAUUGCACAGCCCUUCCAUUUGAAGAAGCCGCAUUCAACUUUUUGUAUUGAAUUGUUGGUUUGUGGCUAAAUAAAAAAAAAAUAUGCAUAUAAA
This is a messenger RNA of Myripristis murdjan (pinecone soldierfish), 2710 nucleotides long. It is a transcript of the gene lancl1, whose product is annotated as LanC antibiotic synthetase component C-like 1 (bacterial). The transcript has 14 exons. Gene Ontology annotation, biological process: peptide modification; carbohydrate metabolic process. The coding region runs from base 411 to 1832 and encodes 473 amino acids. Lineage: Eukaryota; Metazoa; Chordata; Actinopteri; Holocentriformes; Holocentridae. Gene Ontology annotation, cellular component: plasma membrane. The record is from RefSeq and is a predicted model, not a curated record.